Messenger RNA from Ruditapes philippinarum (Manila clam), 921 nucleotides. RefSeq names its product piggyBac transposable element-derived protein 3-like. The record is from RefSeq and is a predicted model, not a curated record. The transcript has a single exon. Gene Ontology annotation, molecular function: sequence-specific DNA binding. NCBI's taxonomy places the organism in Eukaryota, Metazoa, Mollusca, Bivalvia, Venerida, Veneridae. The coding region runs from base 1 to 921 and encodes 306 amino acids.
AUGUGGGCUUUAACGACAGCACUUGGAUAUGUUUUACAAUUUGAGCCCUAUCAAGGGGCAAAAGGCCACCAAACCCAUGAUCCUGGCUUCCUUGGAAUGGGCGGAGCAGUAGUUAUGGACCUGCUUUCAGAGCUGCAGAAAGAUGAUGCAUACCAUCUGACUUUUGAUAAUCUAUUUACUUCCCUGAAGCUCGUGGACCGGCUUACAGAUAUGGGAAUAUCUUGCACAGGAACCAUCCGUGCCAACCGAAUAGAAGAUUGUCCUGUCAAAAAUGUAAAAGACAUGGGAAAACCGCAACGAGGAAACUAUGAUAAAAGGUAUGACGCACACAAAGGUCUGAUAGUGGUGAGGUGGAAUGACAACAAUAUAGUGAAUGUGGUGUCAAAUUGCCAUGGAGUUGAACCAUUGCAACAAGCAACACGGUGGUCAAAGCAGGCAAAAGCUAGGGUGCGCCUUCUGCAGCCAUACCUUAUAAAGCAUUACAACCAGACAAUGGGAGGUGAAGACAGGAUGGAUCAAAAUGUUGAGAAGUAUCGUAUCUCUAUCAGAUCCAAGAAGUGGUGGUGGCCAGUGUUUAUGUAUUGCAUUGACCUUGCGGUGCAGCAAACCUGGCACAUUUACCGUGCUACUGAUGCAGGAUUGAGGCAACCAUUAGAUCUGUUAGGUGUCAGACGAGCUCUGGUUACUGUGCUGCUUGCUCAGGGGCGUACACCUGCUGUCAGCCCUGGCAGACCAAGAGGUAGGAUGAGGCCAUUGUCAAGAAGAAUUCCAGACCAUAAUCGACUUGAUGGUAAAAAUCAUUACGCAGAGCCAGCAAAAGAAGUGCGCUGUUCAUUGUGUGGAAAAAAAUGCAGGACACAAUGUUCCAAAUGUAAUGUUGGAGUGCACAGGAAAUGCUUUGAAAUGUUUCACAGUGUUUAG